AAAAGAUCUCCUUUCUUCUCUCUCGAUGUUCUUUUCUUCGUUGGGCUCGCUUCACUUGCCCCUCCCGUUUCUCCGCCUUCAAAACCGUUUUUUCCCCCAGAAGAAAACCGAAACUCUCGCAGGUCUCCAAUCGAGCGGAUCGAUUGUUCUCUAGGUCACCGUCUUCGCCUGUGGUAUUUCUCGCCGUUCGCCUUCUUCUCCUUGAAUGUGCCUGCCUGGUUGAUUUGCUGCGCCUCUUUCUCUUUUCGUUGCAUCCUCUCUCUCUCCUUACUCUCCAACAACCUCGUUCUCUCUGUCUUGCCUCCUGUCUCCCCGUCUCGUCCUCAGCGCGUCUCGCUGCCAUCCUCUCGCCUCCAUUCUUCUUCUUUUCUCCCCUCUUUCUUUCUUCUCUCCUUCCUCACACACCUCGUUCUCUUCGUCCUGGCAUCCUCGCCUGUCUGAUUCCUCUCCGUUUUCCAUCCUCUCUCUCCUUCCUCGCUGUCUUCUCGGUCUCCGUUUCCCCUUGCACCUUUUCUCCGCUCGCUUCUUCCCCUUUUCUUCUCCUUUUGUUCUUCCUCCUCCUAAGUUUUUCACUGCUCCGCACAGGAAGAUGGCGAGAUGCGGAACUUCGCCGAGAUGCCAGGCCUCCGGAGAAACGGAAGAGACAUCCGACGCGAGAAAUGCGCCCCCGAAAGAAAUUUUCGUCGCCUUCGCCCAGCAUCUUCUCUUCUUCAAGGCCAUGCCGUGGGAAGACGCGGAGUCUCUUCACAAGCAGCUCCAUGCCGCAUUCGGCUGCGGUCGGCCGCCGGCGCUUCGGAAAUUCGUCGAUGAAAUUUCAGACUUUCUCCGACCUACGGGACUGAAAGUUCGGAAAGUUUUCUGCGACGGUAGCAGAUCCUCGACGGCGUUCUUGAUUCUCCGCAGCGAAGCCGAGGAGGAGCUCCCCGUGAGCCUCUCCGCCCUCAGGACGCUCCAGCGCGUCUCGAAGAAAUUCUCUCUCACGCAGCUGCACAUCUUCCAAGCUGCAGCGAGUUAUCUCCUUCGCACAAGACAGCCUCUGACGCUGCUGCAGUGGAUACGCUUGUGUCAGGCGAAAGGCGGGUGUGCGCCUUCCCUCCUGCAGUCUCUCCUCGAACUCCAGUUUCUUCGAGUUGAGAACGCAGAGGGCGACCCAACACAACUGCGCCUCGUUUUAGGACCGUGGUGCUACGCGGUGAGAACGUCGCGAAGGAAAGAUGGCAGACAAAGAAGCAAGCAGAGAAAAGAACGCUUAGCCCAGACGCACACAAACAGAGAGGAAAGACAUGCGAGAGAAGAGAGCGCAACGAGGAAACGAAGCAGCCAAGAGGAGAAGAAGAGGACCUGCUGGACGGUGACGUAGGAAGCACAAGGCAUGUCGACAGUAAACAAAAAGGGGAGCGUUGAUGGUAGCAUACAAAAGCGUUUUCAAGACGAAACGUUCAUACUCACGAAGAACCGAUCGACCAAGAUUGCGAUGUAAAUAUUGUGAAACAUACAUCAAGAUAUGAAGAUGUAAAUAAAUCGCAAUACAGGAUUUAUGCAGUUCAACGCCUACAUGUACAUAUAUAUAUAUAUACAUAUAUAUAUAUAUAUAUAUAUAUAUAUAUGUUUGAAGGACUUGUUUUUUUCAGUACAUUUCUCGCGGUUGGCCUGCAGGAGAAACUUCGGUCUCUGGAGGCGCUGAUGCCGGAUGCGGGGGUCGAUGGUUUCGCAUGCACGCACUGCCGCCUCCCAGCAAUUUUCAGUGCGCUUCGCUGUGGGUCGCCGUCGUGCAGCGCGCAGUUCCAUAGGGAGUGUCUUCUGUUUCUUUCUUCUCUCUGGUCUGCGUCGGAGGCAGGUGGACGGCAACGAGGAGUCUCCUCCGCGAACGAACGAGAAGAAGACAUCCGUGCAGAGGCGCAGACAAGAGCGGAGAGGCGGCGAGAGCAUGCAGCGGAUGAAAACGAAAUUCCUCGAGUGUGUCCUGCGUGUGAAGGCGUUUGGGGAAAUGUUCUUGUGAGAGGCGGAGAGGAAGUUGCGGCGGCGCGGGAAGCAGAAGAUUGAUGAGUCUUUGGUCUCUCCGUUCGUUCCUCUCUCACUCUCUCUGCGUGCGAUUUCUCUUCUCUUUUUGAGCUUCGGCUUCGCGUUGCUCCUUCUGUCCGUGAGGGCAGCGAUCGGAACGCGAGAGAAGCGCGGGUGGGGAAGACACAUGAAUUAGGAGAAGAUGAGUUCUCUCGAGUUCCAGCUUUUCUGUCGUCCUCUGAUUUGUCUUCGUCUUGCCUUGGAGACCUUGUUUCGUGCUCGCUCGCUUCCUAUGUAUUCUUUUUCCGCUCUUUUACGUUCGCUCCAUUCUCGUGUGACUCUGCAAGGACAUGUCGAAAAAUGCGCCUCGAUCGAGGUCUACGCAUUUUCCUUUUUUCAGACGCCAAAUGCUUUCGUUUGAAGUUCUCGCAAGACCGAAGAGGGCCGUGAUCCCUCUCAAGCGUCUUCCUCCUCUGCGUCCACUUUUUCAUGCCUCCUGCGAGUCCUCCUGUCCCUGACUUCUGCCUCCUGGGCUUCCUCUCUUUCCUGUUCUGCAUCGCCUCGUCUCUGGUGCAGAGAACUUUGGAGGAAGGGCAAAAUGCAAAGGAAGAGACAAGAGGAGAAAAAGACAGAGACGAAGAGAGACACACACAGACGAGGAGGCACCCUUGUUCGCCGCUUCACAUGUCGUUUAGCUACACCUUUUCAAAUGGAGUGUGGGGUGAGAAAGAGAGGAAAAGCAGAGGAAGCGGAUGCGUUUCCUCGUUUCUUUGAUCCUGAUGCAGAGACAGAGGAAACCUGACAAUAGAAAGACAGCAGCGAGAGAUCUGCUUGCGUUUCGGGGGUCUCUUUGCGCGAGAUUCACUCCGAUUUCUUCGGAGGACCUUCGACAUUGUCUCCCUCGUCUACAUGCUUUAUGUCUAGUCGCACGGCGAACUGCCAUGCGAAAGCAGUGAAGUCCUCCGAGAGAAUCUCGCUCUGUCUUUCACUUGAUUUCGAAGAAAGAUACUCUCUCUAGUGACCGUGGAGGCUCCCAUCAGUUAGGCGUGACAUCGCUGAAAGUUUCUCCCUCUCAAAACGCAUUAAACAAAUAGGCUCGCGUCUACUUUGGAGCGCUGGUGAGCGUGUGUGCCCUCCUUCGCAGAUCCUCCCUGUCAGUGAGGUUGCAUCCUGCAGUCCACCCUCAUGUGCGUUUCGAAACAGUGAAUCAAUAAAAUCAGAAAAGCCUUCGUUUGACUGGUUUUUCUGAAAGGCGUUGUCCCUGGAGAUUCGGUGAUGUCUGUCGGGCGUAUCACUACGAAGCGAGGCUCGGCUCUUCGAAUUUCCGCGCUUGCCUGCGCCUCCAACGGAGGAGGAACGGAGCAAAGUUCAGGGACGUUUUCACACCAUGCAGAGAAGCGCUUGAUUCUUCACCUUUCACCCAUCCUCUUGUCGCCAUUUGCUUUACGGAUCCCCCGCUUUCUUCGCUAGGCAAGUUGCGUAGCAAAACGCACUGUCGAGGCGACACCCCACCCGCUGUGGCGUUCCGUGGCGACUGACGGCGGCGCAUGUUUCUCAGUUUCUCGCGGUAAAACAACGGAGGUUCGUCUGCCUUUCUCGCAGAAGAGGGGAUGGAGAGCCAUCGAAGAACAGGGAACUCCUCUUACACUCCUGGCUUCCAACUCUCUCGAACUCCCCAGUGCGGCACCAGUCGUCUCGGGG
Molecule: messenger RNA, 3702 nt
Organism: Toxoplasma gondii ME49
Lineage: Eukaryota; Apicomplexa; Conoidasida; Eucoccidiorida; Sarcocystidae
Exons: 7
Coding region: 590-1360 (256 amino acids)
Source: RefSeq, a predicted model, not a curated record